Ictalurus furcatus (blue catfish) is the source of this 2440-nucleotide messenger RNA. RefSeq names its product SAM domain, SH3 domain and nuclear localisation signals 1b (gene samsn1b). Bases 162 to 1256 code for a protein of 364 amino acids. The transcript has 8 exons. Gene Ontology annotation, molecular function: protein binding. The record is from RefSeq and is a predicted model, not a curated record. NCBI's taxonomy places the organism in Eukaryota, Metazoa, Chordata, Actinopteri, Siluriformes, Ictaluridae.
UGGCAUAUGCGCGACACAUCCUGUGUACUCAUGAGGAAGUGUGGGCCCGGCCCUGUGUCUAUGUGUACAGAGAGUGUUUGAGAAGUGUGAGUGCGUGUCGUGUGUUUGGUCAUGCAUAGGAAAAUUUGUUUCUAAAGACAAAUAACGCGUCUUCGAGAGUCAUGCUUCAGAGGAGAGCUUCAAAUGCCUCAGAGAAAACAAGGAAUAAGCCAAAGCGCUCUUACAGCUUUGGCAGGUUCGACACGUCCAAAAACCAGCCCAAGCCGGAGGAACAUGAGAGCACUUCGGGACAGGGUGCUGAUGGCGAAUCGGCCGAGGGCGAUCAUAUCAAAGGGGGGUUAGGGAAGAAGAUGAAAGCCAUCUCACUGACCAUGCGCAAGAAGAUGGGGAAGAAAUACACCAGAGUUCUGUCGGAGGAAACGGGCGAAGGCGUAGAUGGAGACCAGGAAGCUGAAGGAGUGGCUAAAGCGAGUGAAGCUCCAGCCAAAGUCUGCACAAAGUCCAGUACCUCAGUGGAAAGUCUCUUCAGUCUCCACAGCGGCCAAAGCUCCUCCAGCAGUGGCAUCACCAGUGGCUCUGAGGGAUCAUGUAAUAGAGACAGUUUGAGGCUGGAGGAGGAAGUCCCAGACACCAUCCAGUUCUGUGGCAAAGCAAAAGUUCACACCGAUUUCAUCCCAAGCCCAUAUGACACAGAGUCUCUAAAACUCAAGGCCGGAGACUUGAUCGAUAUCAUCAGUAAACCGCCCAUGGGCAUAUGGACAGGCAUGCUGAAUGGCAAAGUGGGCAGCUUUAAGUUCAUCUACGUGGACGUCCUGACUGAGGAGCCUGCUCCAGUGCACAUCAUCAGAAACCGCAGGAAGAGCCGAAGACCUCGACCCAAAACGCUCCAGGAGUUCCUCGAGAGACUGAACCUGGAGGAAUUCAUGUCCUCGCUGUUGCUAAACGGUUAUCAGACAGUAGAAGAUCUGAAGGAUCUGAAAGAGCAGCACCUGAUUGAGUUGAACGUGACCGAUCCCGAGCACAGACACAAACUGCUGGCAGCUACCGAGUGUUUACACGACGUGGAGUCCAACAAUCUGAGAGAAGGAGAAGACGAUGAGGCGCCCAAAUCUCCGAUCGCGACGGCGAAAGCCGAGCCGGACGACUGCCCCAGAGACUCGGGCUGCUACAUCGCCUCGGACUGCUCCGACAACAGCAAAGAGGACGCAGAGAGCCACCUCUCUGCAUCUCUGUCCCCAUCACCGGCUGAGGUCUAACCACAAUGUGUUCCUACACUUAGAGAAUCUGACCUACAUCACACAAACACCACGGCCCUCGUGCAAGUGGGUCGGCGAUCGAUCUGUGUUAAUGUCAGGACCGUAGUCAUUUUCAGUGUGCAUCUGAAGCCUUGGUUUUGUUUUUGUUUUUGAACCGUCAGUCAAUCGUGCCAUGAUGCGUAGAAAUCCGAUUAUUCGUGUGGUGUACAAGUGUGUGUGCUGUUUCAAAUGAUCCAUAUAGAUCGCUCUUUUUAACCUUCAACUGUCAGUGUAAAUCAGAAAGAAAUAAAAACGAAAGCACUGUAAAUAGAAUGUAAAUAAUAUGUAAAAGAAAUAUAUAAUGUAUUUAGUAGUGAAAGUAAUAGACCUCAACCUAAAUAUACUCGAUAUAUUUUCUGCAAUAAAAGCACCAUGUUUUAAUUAUUGCUUUGGGUGGUUUUUAUUUAUUUAUUUAUUUAUUUAUUUAUUUAUUAUUUUUUUAAUAGUUUCCAUAAAUUGCACACAUGCUCUUUUCUGUGGAAUGACUAAAUCAUGCUGCUACUUUCAUUCUCAACAAGUUACACACUGCAGCUUUAAUCUCGAUCUCAAUUCUCAAUCACCAUUCCACGGUAAAGUGUGUGUGUGUGUGUGUGUGUGAGAGAGAGAAUGUUAUAUGUAAGUGAUGUUAAAUAAACCUGAUAUAUGUUCUACAUGUAUUGCUUUGUUUUAGGGUGGGCUUCCUUUCAAACCACUUCCGCAAAGCGGGCGUGCCUUUUGCUGCGUUAUGGAUUAACCGAGUUCGGGAUUAAAGUGGCAGUAUGUAACUUUUUUUUUUUGUCGUUAAACGUGAAAGUAACAGCAUGACUGAGUCAGUAAAAUGAAUGCCCCACCAUACUGAACGAAAUAUGACUACUAACACAGAAUCCCAUUUCUUAAAUACAAAGAAAACACUGUAACCGAACAUGUAAAAUAUGAGUGCUGUAUUAGUAUGAAUUCAUGAUAAUAUCUCCGUCUCAGUGAACCACCUACGCGACAUCAUACCAUAAUCAGAGCUUUCGAUCGGGACGUCGUAGUCUUCCAGGAAGAUCACGAAGAUGUACACAACACCGCAGUUUACCUUUAUUUAUUUUGUCCAGUGGCUCAUUUUUGUUGCUGCUGCCGUUUUUUUUUUAAUAAAAAAAUUCACUUCCUACGAAUGAAAUACA